AUGGUUGUGGAUCAGCCUGUAUGUCCACCUCAGCUCCUACUGCGGGGCUGGGGACCAGUCCUGCUGUCCCAGUGUUUGUCCUCCGUGUUCUCCCAGGUCCCGGAUCCAGAGCUUAUGCCCACAGAUCCCCCGAAGAAGCCGGACCCCGUCAACUCAGAGACCGUUGUUUUCUGGGGGCUGCGACUAUGGCAGGUCAUCGCCAUAUUUUCUGUGUUCGUUUUAGCAGUCGUUAUCACUCUGUGUUGUAUAUUCAAAUGUCGCAUCCCGAGAACCAAAAAGGAAAUCGAGGCACGGCACGCGCAAAGACUGGCUGCCAAGAAAUACGCCAACACACUAGAAACAGUGCCACCUCUGAACGAGCUGACUGAGAUCCCAGGGUCUGCUCCAGAUGCUUCUGCAGUACAAACAGUCUCUGAGCAGGUCCAAAGUCAAAGCGCUAACAGCAGUCAGCUCUCAGUAGUCAGGGUCAGCGAGGAGCAACCUGGCUCCCUCUCCUUGCCUGAGGCGGAUUGAUGUUUUUCCUCCGUUUCUUCUGCUCUUUUCUUCUAUCAGGCUCUCAUCUUAGCUAAGAGACUUUAAAAAACACAGUGUUUUACUGGUUGCCACUCUAAAAGUCCUCUUCAUGCAGCACCCAUCGAUCUUGUCUUCUGCACAGUUUUUAGCAAUUAAAACACCAAACCACAUUCUCUGAACUCAUUGGUCAGAGCCAUCAAUCCAUCUAUUGAAUCAUUCAGUCUUUGGUAAAAACUUUAAACACAUUUUCACUCAUUAAAACAGAUUUUGCACUGCAGAAGCUGAACACAACUCAAACACAGCUAUCACCAUUUACACACGACUGUAACAACUCACACUAGUUUGUCAUGCUGUUUGAUUAAACCACUUGACUAGAAUGUAGCGCAGUUCAGAGUGCACGGUGGGUUAAAUGUUGAAUGGGAAUCUGAGAUUAGAAGGUGUUUGGGUACACCAGAGAGCUUCUCCUUGUGGCUUUGUUCCCGAGAAAGUUGCCUGUGAUGUGGAAGAAGUCCUCUGGCCUUAACCAGCACAAAGAUGUGAUGCUGGGGCAGAAAACGUCUCUCAUCUCUAUUACUUGCAGCGUUGAAUAUAUAUUUUUAAAAUAUAUUUUUGAAAAUGAAAAAUGCAUUCAUUCCACACACGACACGCUGAUUUAAACCACAUAUUCAUAAAGAAUCAGAGGUUUUGUGAAUGCAGUUUGAAGACUUAGUUCACCGUUUUGAUGAAAGGUUUCAAGAAAUGUGUCUUAGCAGUUGUGAAAACUGUAAUAAUUCUGCUCUGAGAGAAAUUCAAACAAAGGAACAAAAAUGCAUUUUUCCUUCACCUGCUUGCCAGAUCACUUUUGAAAUGUACUAAAUAGAAAAUAGAGCACAAUUUGAAUUCUCCAAAUGUUGCUUCGUGGUGGGUAGAGCCGUAGUAAAUAUGUGCACAGUAGAAAACAAGACUUUUCACAACUACAAGUUCUCCAAACCACAGGACCACAUAGGUUGUUUGUAGCCUCAAAUACAACCCACAGAAGUGUUUCCUAAGCCAGCGCCCUACUGGUCACAGAUCAACGCAUCCUUUUUAAAUACAGUGGCUGUUUUGUAAGGAUUAAGCAACAAAACUACUUGGUUAAGACACUCUGAUGAUCUUACAUAGAAAUAUCUUAUGAAUUGGCUUGAUGAAGUAAGAAGUAAAAAGAUGGUUAAAAAAGUACAAUAUUAAGGUUAUGUCCUUGUCAAAAUGUUGUUUUCAUGAUAACCGGUCUCCUCAAUGAAAGUCCUGUGUUUGUUUGACCCUGCCAUCCUAAAUGGACCUUAUCGAUCUUUAUACUUUACACUUCUUUUCCUUUCAACCUGGUCUCACAGAAAUCCGUGAAAUAGCCGCGGAUUCACUUAACUCAAAAUCCGUGGAAUAGCCACGGAAUCACUCAAAUUUCCGUGAAACUGACACGGAUUUCGUUACAAUGCAAG
Messenger RNA from Centropristis striata (black sea bass), 1967 nucleotides. RefSeq names its product transmembrane inner ear (gene tmie). NCBI's taxonomy places the organism in Eukaryota, Metazoa, Chordata, Actinopteri, Perciformes, Serranidae. The record is from RefSeq and is a predicted model, not a curated record. The transcript has 4 exons. The coding region runs from base 1 to 513 and encodes 170 amino acids.